Molecule: messenger RNA, 2715 nt
Organism: Salvia miltiorrhiza (redroot sage)
Lineage: Eukaryota; Viridiplantae; Streptophyta; Magnoliopsida; Lamiales; Lamiaceae
Product: probable LRR receptor-like serine/threonine-protein kinase At3g47570
Exons: 1
Coding region: 1-2715 (904 amino acids)
Biological process (GO): protein phosphorylation
Molecular function (GO): ATP binding; protein kinase activity; protein binding
Source: RefSeq, a predicted model, not a curated record
AUGCCAAUUCUAAUCAAUAUUUUCUAUUCCAUCAUCUUCCUGCAACAAUCAACAUGCUUCAACAGCCAAACCGAUUUACAUUCUCUACUAGCAAUCAAAUCCGCAAUUACUAAUGACCCCCUCGGAGCUCUCGAUUCUUGGAAUGAAACGACGUCAUUCUGUGGUUGGAACGGCAUCCGGUGCGGCUUGGACAGAGUCGUUGGAAUAAAUUUGAUGUCUCAAGGCUUGGUCGGAUCUCUCUCUCCUCACGUAGGUAACCUCUCUUUCCUUACAACACUUCAUCUCCAAAACAACACCUUUCAUGGCCCCAUCCCUCACCAAAUUGGUCUCUUAACAAGACUUCAAUCCCUCAUUCUUGAAAACAACUCCUUUGUAGGCCCAAUACCUAAAACCAUAUCUCAAUGUUGGAAUCUUUUGCAUCUAAGUUUGUCCGAUAAUGAGCUCUCCGACAACAUACCCUCAGAGCUCGGAUCGUUGUCCAAGCUGGAAGUCCUAGUGUUAGCUAGAAAUAAUCUACAUGGGCCAAUCCCUCCAUCUAUAGGAAACCUAACAUCAUUGGAAGAAAUUUCCUUACUAACUUGUGGUUUGACAGGAGAAAUUCCGGCAUCAUUUUCACAACUUCAAUCCCUAAUAUUUGUACAACUAAGUGACAACUAUUUAACCGGCACUAUUCCAUCUUCUCUCUUUAACAUCUCGACUAUUAAAUAUUUCUACGCUGCGGGUAAUGAACUUAGUGGAAUAUUGCCCUCUAACUUAGGUAUCACACUUCCUAAUUUGGAAGGCCUUUAUUUGUGGGGCAACAACUUUAGUGGGCCAAUUCCAUUUUCCAUCUCAAAUGCUUCAUUUCUUGCACAAAUAGACCUCUCCUUGAACUAUUUCAUAGGGAAACUCCCACGAGUUGGUGGCCUAACUCUUCUACAAAGCUUCAUCUUCGAAUCUAAUCUUCUCGUAGAUGACACGAGCUUCAUUUCCUCGUUGAUCAAUUCGACCAAGCUGGAAGCCAUCGGCGUGGGAGGCAACAAGUUGAGAGGCUCGUUGCCCGACUCCAUUGCCAACCUCUCUACUCGACUUAGUAUGUUGCACAUUGAACAUAACAGAAUUUAUGGGAGAAUUCCUAUAGGCAUUGGAAACCUCAUUGGGCUAACUAGUAUUGAUAUUUCUUACAAUGAUUUACAUGGUCCAAUUCCAACUACCAUUGGGAAGCUCUCAUCUUUGAUCCUAUUUGAUGCACGUGCAAACAGAUUGACCGGAGCACUUCCACCUUCAUUUGGGAACUUGACUUCUUUAAGCACUUUACACUUGUCUGAAAAUAGGUUUUGGGGUUACUUACCUUCAAGCCUUGGUGGCUGCACCGACUUGAUGGAUUUGGAUCUCUCUUACAACAAUUUUAGUGGCUUAAUACCUCAAGAAAUCAUGUCCCUUUCAUCUCUUUCUAUCACGUUCAAUUUCUCUUACAACAACUUUAAAGGUUCGAUUCCGGACGAGGUUGGUCUAUUGUGGAAUCUUGGGACACUAGAUUUCUCGCACAAUAGAUUCUCAGGAUUGAUUCCGGAAUCAUUAGGUCAAUGCAGGAGCUUAGAGAAACUUUAUCUUGAGGAGAAUCUACUCCAAGGAGGGAUUCCUGCAGGAAUGAGUGCUUUAAAGGGUUUGCAAGAUUUGGAUCUUUCACGGAAUAAUCUUUCUGGGGCAAUCCCUGAUUUCUUAGGGAUUCUGCAUCUUGAAAGGUUGAACUUGUCAUUCAAUAGACUGCAAGGAGAGGUCCCAACAAUGGGAGUUUUCAAGAACAAAUCUUUAGUUUCUGUUGAUGGAAACAGUGGUCUCUGUGGAGGGAUUCCGGAGCUGAAGCUUCCUCCUUGUUCUGUAGUAGAAUCGCACAAGAGAAAGCAGCUUUCAACUAUGCUUAAAAUCUUGAUCCCAACAUUAGUUGUUGUGGGCGUAGGCAUCACGUUCUUGAUCACAUUCAUUGCUCUUAAGCAAAGAAGAUCACGAACAAGUGUGACUUCUCAAACGCCCUUCACUGGCAUUGAGAUCAUAAGACUUUCUUACAAGGAUCUCAUCAAAGCCACCGGAGGAUUCUGUGAAGCUAAUAUGCUUGGAUUUGGAAGAUUUGGGUCGGUUUACAAAGGGAUUCUUGAAGAUGGGCAACAAACACAAGUUGCAGUGAAAGUGAUAAAUCUCUCAGUUAGAGGAGCCUCAAAGAGCUUCUUUACAGAAUGCAAUUCUUUGAGAAAUGUGAGGCAUAGGAAUGUGUUGAAGAUAUUGAGUGUGUGUGAGAGCGUAGACUUCCAAGGAAAUGAAUUCAAAGGAUUGGUUUAUGAAUUUAAGGCCAAUGGAAGUCUAGAGAAGUGGUUGCAUCACAGUGAUGAAACUAGCAAUCUUGACUUGAUCCAAAGGCUUAAUAUCAGCAUUGAUGUUGCUCAAGCACUUGAAUAUCUUCAUAUUGGUAUGGGAUCAUGUAUAGUUCAUGGGGAUUUGAAGCCUAGUAACAUACUUCUAGAUGAUGAUAUGAUUGCAUAUGUUGGUGAUUUUGGAUUGGCCAAAAUUAUUUCGGAUAUGGUUUCGUCGCAUGAAAGCAGCUUGAUUGGGAUAGCAGGUACCUUAGGCUAUGUAGCUCCAGGUAUGCUCAUCCUACAUUUUAUAAAAAAAAACAUUCUUUUCACAUUAACACUUAAAAUUACUCACUUUUCUUUUUUAUUGAAACGCAAGAAUAUUUAA